Molecule: messenger RNA, 1500 nt
Organism: Drechmeria coniospora
Lineage: Eukaryota; Fungi; Ascomycota; Sordariomycetes; Hypocreales; Ophiocordycipitaceae
Product: Major facilitator superfamily domain, general substrate transporter
Exons: 4
Coding region: 1-1500 (499 amino acids)
Biological process (GO): transmembrane transport
Cellular component (GO): membrane
Molecular function (GO): transmembrane transporter activity
Source: RefSeq, a predicted model, not a curated record
AUGCCUGCUCAGCCAAGGACAGAGCGCAGCCCCCUCCUACCGACUGCGUGUGAGGACGCCGGGCCGGUCGAGCCAAGGACAGGCACGAGUGCUGCGGCGUCCAAGGGAGGUCGCCUUGGUCCUGCGCAACGUCUUGCCAUUGCUAUACCGUUCAUCGCCUUGCUCCUCGCCGUCGAAGUGGCCGCCUCCUUUUUUACCACUUCCGUGAACCAGAUUCAGGAAGGCAUCAUCUGUCGCCAGCGAUUCCCCAACGUCACAGACCCCGUGCGAGACCCUCUCUGCAAGCAUCGAGACGUUCAGUCCGAACUCUCCAUCAUCCAGGGAUGGGAAGCAACCUUUGGAUUGAUUCCCGGCAUUCUCACCGGCGUCCCGUACGGCGUGGCUGCUGAUCGAUAUGGCCGUCGAAUCGUCCUCGCCUUGUCCCUGCUCGGCCUCGCCAUGUCCCAAUUGACCGAUGUGGUGAUGUGCUGGUUCCCCGACAUCUUCCCGCUUCGGCUGGUAUGGGCCGCUGCCAUAUGGACCUUGGUCGGCGGCGGGCCAUUCGUUUUUAGUGCCAUGAUGCUCACCAUCGUCAACGAUGUGUCGACAGAUGCCCAGCGAUCAACCGCCUUUUUCUAUAUUUCUGCCUUGAUGAUAGGGGGCCAGCUACUCUCCGGCCCCAUCACCUAUGCCGCCAUGACCCAUGGUGGCCCCUGGGUCUCCGCUCUUCUCGGUUUCGGAUGUCUGCUCUCGAGCAGUGUAGUUGCUCUCGGCUUUCCAGAUACCCGUCCAUAUUCUGUUGAUGAGCCUGCACGGAACGAAACCGACCAUGUUCAUGACGGUGACGACCGAAACCCUGCUCUUGCCCCUUGGUGGUCACGGGCACGCCAGGCACGCCAACGGGUCAUCGCAUCCGCACGAUCCUUAUUCUUCGACAAUCCCGUACUGGGGUGCCUUGUAUUCAGCUUGAUUUUCACGACGCUUGGAAAAUACGCCAACCUUGUGCUCAUGCAGUACACGACGAAGCGUUUUGGCUGGUCCUGGUCCGAGUCGGCAUUUUUGUCGUCCAUUUCGGCGUCUGUAAACCUCACCAUGGUCGCCGUCCUCCUUCCACUUAUCGGCCAGUUCCUGCUGUUCAACUUCGGGCUCAGUCCCUUGGCCAAGGACCUGUGGCUCGUUCGAGCUGGCAUCAUUCUCUUGGUUGCUGGAGCGUUUGGCGUCGGUUUUGCUCGCACCUCCCCCAUGCUCGUCACCAGUCUGAUCAUCUAUUCCCUCGGCUACGGUUACAGCCCCGCCAUGCGCAGUCUCUUGGCCCUGGUGGCAGGUGAUGCUCACAUCGGCGUACUGUUUACUGCCAUGAGCGUUCUGGAAUCCACCGGAACGCUGAUUGCUGUGCCGCUCAUGGCAGCAACCUUUAGAAUCGGUCUACGCUGGGGUGAAUCGUGGACCGGACUACCAUUUAUAGCCGCGGGCUGUCUCUUGUCGUGCGCAGCCAUCAUUGUCUUUGCCGUCAGGCUGUAA